Messenger RNA from Diachasma alloeum, 1787 nucleotides. RefSeq lists its product as uncharacterized. Bases 226 to 1377 code for a protein of 383 amino acids. The record is from RefSeq and is a predicted model, not a curated record. The transcript is spliced from 6 exons. NCBI's taxonomy places the organism in Eukaryota, Metazoa, Arthropoda, Insecta, Hymenoptera, Braconidae.
GCAUGAAAAUCGCUUGGCUAGUGGUGUGUUGUCAUGCAGAAUUGCUCGGAAACAUCCAAAAACUAGCUGCCGUGAAACUGUGGACCUAGUCCUAAACAGCUGGCGCCAUAAAACAUCAAAUAAUAAUCCAAAAACUAAGGAAAUACGUCUGAGUGAAUAUCUACAACGUUUCUGAAUAUAUUCUUCCAAUUUCUUUGACACCGUGAUCGAUAUUCAAAUCGAAUCAUGGUUAAUGCCAAUGACAACAACGGUUCCAUAAAUAUCGAACUGAAUCGAAGUCUGUUGACAUCCAACAACAAUCCCCUCAAUUUUUAUUUGGAUGGCUUCGAUGUACCACAAUUUCUAGAGACCGCGGCAAUUAUUCGCAAAUUUGGAGGGAAUGUCACACCUCCAGACACACAGACAGUUGUUCUGUCGAUGCCUCAUUGCAUUCCAGGGACUAAUCAAUUACGUUUUCAUAUUGAUUGGCUGUAUCACAGCAUGACGAAGGGAGAAUUGCAGGACAUUGGAAAAUAUUUACUCCCCACAAGCCUAAUCACUGACACUCCCAAAAGCCCAUCAUUCAAAGAAACUUCCACUCAAUUCUUCUACAAUCCCAAUGACUCCACAAUUGACGACAAAAAUCCCCCCCACGACCACUCGAAUAUUCAGGACCCAGAGGAUGCCUCUAUGAUGAACAAGACCGCUGAGACCACAACCAGGAGCUUCAUGACUCGUCGCACGUCAAUGGAGCUCGGCAACAGUGAUGAUGAGGAGGAACUGGAGCAAUCAUGCACUCCAUCCUGCAGCACACGUUCGGCAGUUUUUGAUGAUGAUUCGCCACCUCAGCUGUCCCCUAUCCACAGUGUACCCCAGACGCCUUCAAGAGCCAGAGAAGAGAUGCCACCACCACCUUAUGUCCAGAUGAACAAACCACCACCGUCUGUGGAAUCGAAUACAAGGCGGAAUCGUCGGUCGACACCAGGCACGAGGACAAAGUCAUGUUGUGAUUUGUCUUCAGUUUCUCUGAAAAUGAACAUGAAGGCCACUUCAGCGCGUAAAUCCACUGUUAAGAGGAUUCUAAUGCAAUCUGGGUCUGGUACUGAGAAGCGAGUGAGAGCCAGAAAGAAUCAAGGCGUGAAUUCUAGCAGAGAGAGUACUGGUAAACAUCGCCGAUACACAGUUGAAGAGGAGAAAAAGAUAAUCAACUAUCUCAUUGGGGAAGACUGCAUUCUUCAGGCACGUAAAAUGAGUAUCUCCCAGAGAAUGCAAUCUGCAGGGUUACUUCCAAAUCGCACAGUUGGUAGUAUCAACUCUCAUCUCAAGAAGUUAAUCCAUAAGAUUCGUAAAUUUACUGAUGACCCUGAUGUUAUUCAGAAGUUUGAAACGCUGGGUUAAAAUAUCGUAGUUCAGAAUAAUAGUAAUGAAGAAAGAUCGAGAGGAAAUAAAAAUCAAUCUCCAAAGCUCGAUAGAAGAUAUACGUGAAACUAUCAUUCUUUAGUGAGGCAUCAAUUUUUUUUCUUCUAGUUUUUCUGUAUCAUUGUUGCUACAUAUUUGGAUGGAUGUAACAAUGAACUUUUGUUUCCUGUUAGUAUUCGAUGAUUAUUGGAUUCCCAUUCGAAUCUACUUCAUCUUAUGCGAUAAAUUAAUCAUUAAACGUUGUGAAACUAUGAAUUCGAAAUUUUCUACGAUUCUCCCAUGAUGAAAAUAAUUAUGAAACUGUUAUAAGAUAUAUAGACAAUAAGUCAACUUUUAUGUGCUUCAUCUUCCUUUUCCAUCAGCUGUAAUUUUUCAAACUAUUCGAUGAA